CAUAAACCAAACAAGUACAUAAACACUAAAAUUAUAAAAUUGAUACAACGAAUUCAAGUUCAAUACUUCUAUUACCCGAUAUGAACAUAAUAGAUGACGUUCACUUUACACAUAGUUUGAGUUAAUUAAUCAAGUAAUCACUUUAUGAAAGCAAUUAGCUGUUUUCUUGUUUUAAACGCUGCGUACUUCAAUCAGUUUCCUUCAACAGUUCAACCUCAGAUUACCUAAGUGACAGCUAAAAUAGUCAACUUUCUGCCUCCAACGGUAUUAUUUUUGGUCUUUUUUAUCAAUCACAAUCAGUUUUGGUGUGAAUGAUCAGUGGCAGAUUUUGAAAAUGGGUUGUCAAACUUCUAAAGAUGGUGUGAAAUUGCCUGCUUGUGAUAAUUUCUCUCUUCUUGCUGAAGAUACUGUUUUUACUUUUGAUGAAGUGGAGCUUCUAUAUGACUUGUUCAAUAGACUCAGCAAUUCGGUUGUCAGAGAUGGUUUUAUUCAGAAGGAGGAACUUCAACUUGCACUAUUCAAGAAUAGUAUGAAGAGAAGUCUUUUUCUGGACAGAAUGUUUGAUCUCUUUGACGUUAACCAGAAUGGCCUCAUUGAGUUUGGAGAAUUCGUGCGAGCGUUGGGUGUCUUUCACCCUAAUACUCCUGAAACAGAUAAGAUGAAGUAUGCAUUUCAGUUGUAUGACCUAAGGGGAACUGGCUAUAUUGAGCAUGAAGAAUUGAAAGAAAUGGUAUCGGCCCUUCUGUAUGAAUCAGACCUGUAUCUCUCAGAUGAUUUAGUUGAGGCUAUUGUGGACAAGACUUUCAAGGAAACCGAUUCAAAAGGUGAUGGAAAAAUUGACAUGGAAGAGUGGGAAGAAUAUGUAACGAAAAAUCCCAAACUGCUAAAGAACAUGACUCUACCCUACUUAGCGGACAUUAACAUCGCUUUUCCGACCUUUGUGGUGAACAAGGAAGCUGAAUGCUUACAAAGAAAAGGACCCGAGGAAGAUUAGACACAAACAAACAAUGCCUUCCUGUCGAUCUUUGACAUCAAAGGUGCUAGACGCUUGCAUACCUGGUGAAUGAUGGUUCGUAAAACGAAGGCGUAAAAUUAGUUCAUAGGGAAAGAAUCUCUUCUCUGUUUAAAUGGAUGGGGUAAGAUCAUGCAUUUAAUCACUCCUUACCCUGUCUUGGUGAGCUGCAAGGGCUGAGGCAUGAAUGGAUGAUACUUGAUAGUCCAAGAGGUGGAUGAAUUGCACACUUGAUUGUACAUGAACCAAACUUAUCACUUCAUUUCUGUAAUGUGUAAAAACACCAUCUUCUAUUUUUUUUUUCCCAUAUAUUUUGAGUUACUUUUAAAGCAUUUUCCAGAUCAUGAACCCGUAUAUCUACUUUAUUACUAGUUUGUUGUUUUUUUUU
Molecule: messenger RNA, 1400 nt
Organism: Beta vulgaris subsp. vulgaris (sugar beet)
Lineage: Eukaryota; Viridiplantae; Streptophyta; Magnoliopsida; Caryophyllales; Amaranthaceae
Product: calcineurin B-like protein 4
Exons: 9
Coding region: 335-994 (219 amino acids)
Biological process (GO): calcium-mediated signaling
Molecular function (GO): kinase binding; calcium ion binding
Source: RefSeq, a predicted model, not a curated record